GACUCAGUCUAUCUCUUCUCCCCUCUCUCUCUCUCUCUCUCAAUAUUAAAUAAACUGUCUUGUUCACUGAAAAAAAAAAAAUUCCCAUUCUUUUAUAUCUGAUGAUUAGGCUCGCACACAAAAAGAGAGUCUCAGACUUUAGUGGAUAGAGAGAGGGGGAAUUCUAGUCAAGAAAAGAGAUUUUAGCCCAUUAAUUUGGUUGUUGAAGAACAAGAAAGAUUUUGAUUAAGGGAAAAGGAAAAAAGGGUAACCCUUUUGAAGAAUCUAGAUAAUCAAGAUCAAAGUUGUUUCCUUUUUCCUGUAUCCAUCUUUGAGUUCUUGAAAUUAAGCUGGAUACUCCUGCAAGGUUAUAUCUUUUGCAUCUUGAUAGAAUCCAGCUGGUUUUUUUUAGAUGGGGAAUUGCUGGGGUUUUUCUGCUCAUAGUCCUACUACACCAUCAACCACUGGUCAACUAAGCUCAGCUGGGAUAUCUCAUACAACUAGCAAUACCACUUCUUUUGGGGUCAGCAAUGCAACAUCAUCUAGGGGCAGCAACAUCUCUGCUCACAGCCGGUUUUCAGCUGGGAGUGGUGACGAGGAGUUUCCAAAUGGGCAGAUUUUGCCUACCCCCAACUUGCGGGUAUUCUCCUUUGCAGAACUAAAGGUUGCCACCAGGAAUUUUAAAUCUGAUACAUUGCUUGGCGAGGGAGGUUUUGGUCAAGUCUACAAAGGAUGGCUUGAUGAGAAGGCGCCAGGGAGAAAUGGAAGUGGAACUGUAAUUGCUGUUAAAAGAUUGAAUUCUGAGAGCUUGCAAGGAUUUGAAGAAUGGCAGGCAGAGGUAAAUUUCUUAGGAAGGCUUUCUCAUCCUCACCUUGUCAGGUUGAUAGGAUACUGUUGGGAGGAUAAGGAACUUCUUCUUGUUUAUGAAUUCAUGCAGAAGGGAAGCUUGGAGAACCAUUUAUUUGGAAGAGGUUCAGCUGUUCAGCCACUUCCAUGGGAUACACGGCUCAAGAUUGCCAUAGGAGCAGCUAGAGGCCUCUCUUUCUUGCACGCAUCAGAUAAGCAAGUGAUCUACCGAGAUUUUAAAGCCUCAAAUAUACUUAUUGAUGGGUCUUACACAGCAAAGUUAUCAGACUUUGGCUUGGCAAAGUUAGGCCCUUCAGCUAGUCAAUCACACGUGACAACAAGGGUGAUGGGAACAUAUGGUUAUGCAGCUCCUGAAUAUGUUGCAACAGGGCAUUUGUAUGUUAAAAGCGAUGUGUAUGGUUUUGGUGUUGUUCUGGUCGAGAUUUUGACGGGCUUAAGGGCACUUGACGCAAACCGUCCAAGUGGGAGACAUACUCUGGUGGAUUGGAUCAAGCCAUUUUUAUCUGAUAAAAGAAAGUUGAAAAGCAUCAUGGAUAUUCGGUUGGAGGGGAGAUAUCCUGCCAAAGCAGCUCUGCGAAUAGCACAGCUUGCUCUAAAUUGUCUUGAACAAGAACACAGGCACCGUCCGCAUAUGAGAGAAGUUGUGGCAACUUUAGAACGAAUAGAAGCAGCCAAGGAUAAACCAGUAGAGCCUAGAGCUCGUCCAAAACGUUCUGUGCCUCACCAGAACGUCCAGCAACCCUUGCAAUAUCGCUCUCCGCAUCAUCCAGUUCUGACAGAUGGAAGUCGAGGCCACCAAUACUCUCCACGCGUAAGGUAAAAAUAGCCAUUGCUAAUGAACAUGUCCUACAAAUUACGAUCAUUGUUUCUUCAUUAAAAAUUUUCAUUUGUUUGUUUAUGUAAUUCAUAAAAUCUAUAGCUAGUUUUGCUGUUGUAACGGGCUACUGAGCAUGAGCAUGAGCAUGUCAGCCAUGAAAAUGUAAUUAUUUUAGCAGAGAUGUGGAGUGGUGGUAAGAAGAAGCAUGUAAACAAUGUAAUCCUACUAUCUAGGAGGGGAGUUCAAUGCUGUCUGACCAUAAAAUCCCUUCUGUAGUCAGUUUUAAAUAGUCAGACAAAUCUCGGAUUCCAAUGU
Messenger RNA from Populus trichocarpa (black cottonwood), 1978 nucleotides. RefSeq names its product probable serine/threonine-protein kinase PIX13. The transcript has 6 exons. The record is from RefSeq and is a predicted model, not a curated record. The coding region runs from base 392 to 1666 and encodes 424 amino acids. Gene Ontology annotation, molecular function: protein kinase activity; ATP binding. Lineage: Eukaryota; Viridiplantae; Streptophyta; Magnoliopsida; Malpighiales; Salicaceae. Gene Ontology annotation, biological process: protein phosphorylation.